Messenger RNA from Rattus norvegicus (Norway rat), 337 nucleotides. The record is from RefSeq and is a predicted model, not a curated record. NCBI's taxonomy places the organism in Eukaryota, Metazoa, Chordata, Mammalia, Rodentia, Muridae.
GGGGCUUAUGGACAGGAAAGGGAAUAACAUUUGAAAUGUAAAUAAAGAAAGAUCCACUUCCGGUGGCAGAUCGGUGGUUUAUCCUGUGCGGGGCAAAAUGGAGCUCGAGGUCAUGGGUACGCAUACCAGCCCAGUGAACCCGGCUGUCUUCCCUCACCUGACUGCGGUACUUCUGGCCAUCGGCAUGUUCUUCACCUCCUGGUUCUUCGUUUACGAGGUCACCUCUACCAAGUACACGCGCGAUAUUUACAAAGAGCUCCUCAUCUCCUUGGUGGCCUCACUCUUCAUGGGCUUCGGAGUCCUCUUCCUCCCGCUCUGGGUUAGCGUCUGCGUAUGA